GGAUGACGGUAGGAAACUAAACGACGAGAUACUUCUAACCGCAUUAGCCGAUUCAGAAAGUCUGAUAAACUCCCGACCGCUUACCUAUAUGCCGCAAAGCUCGUCAAAUGCAGAAGCGCUUACACCCAACCACUUUCUAUUAGGAAGUUUGUGCGGAACCAAGGAGCAGCUGCGUCCCAACGUAGAUUUAGCAGAAACACUAAGAAGCAGCUACAAACGAUCUACAGCUUUAGCCGAUGCGAUGUGGGACCGUUGGUUGAAGGAGUAUUUGCCAGCCCUGAACACAAGGUCCAAAUGGCGCGAAGAUACGCGUUGGUUGAAUGUUGGCGAUCUUGUAUUCAUCACUGAGGGUCCGCGGAAGAAUUGGUUGAGGGCGAAGGUUGAGGAGACGAUAGCCGGUAAAGACGGCAGAAUAAGGCAGGUGGUAGUGCGGACGGCAAACGGCAAGUCACUUUAUCGUCACAGAGCAAACGCGCUAUUUAUUUAGUAAAUCCUUGAAAGCGUAAAGGAUUGACGGGGUGGAGUGUUGGCACGUUUGCCUUGUGGUUUGUCAGCACAUAAAAUGUUUGUUUAUAAAGAUCGGUUGUCACUUGACCAUUCGCGAUAAUCCGGGCUGGUUAUCGAACCGAGCACCAGGUGGCGUUAGACAGGAGGAUAACACCGACAACAGAAGAUAAACAGGGGGAGAUAGAAACAAGGCGAGAGGGAAAUGAAGUUACGUCCGAUAGAGAGAGAGAGAGAGAGAAUACGAGAAAUUAGAAACUAGGUCACGGUGGAGAACAGGGGUAACCAAGGGUCAUGCUAUCUCGGUACGCAUUCAAAGGGCAGUACGCAAACGAUCAGCUGAGAGACCGGACUAUUUUUAAACCGCGCCUACACCCGAAAACCAUUAUUCGCUUGUGAAAUCGCCG
This is a messenger RNA of Anopheles arabiensis, 911 nucleotides long. RefSeq lists its product as uncharacterized. The transcript has 2 exons. Lineage: Eukaryota; Metazoa; Arthropoda; Insecta; Diptera; Culicidae. The coding region runs from base 89 to 487 and encodes 132 amino acids. The record is from RefSeq and is a predicted model, not a curated record.